CUGCAUUUCAUCAACUUUUCUUCAUCCUUCAAUUCCAUACAUAGUUUUGGAAAUUACUAAUAUAAAUAUGAUCAAUUCAAAAGUGUUCCUUCUCCUUGCCCUUUCUUUGGCUCUUUCUCUCUUCAUCGCUUCCGAGGUCUCGGCCAGGGAACUGGCCGAAACUGUCGCUGAUGCUUCAACGGGGUCAACCGGAGCUGAGAAGGCAAAUGAUCAGAUAGCGGCGGAUCACAGCGAGCACAAAGACGCAUAUGGUGGGGGAGGAUAUGGACCCGGGUACCCGGGCGGCGGCGGAGGAUACCCAGGCGGUGGUGGGUACCCAGGAGGCGGCGGUGGGUACCCGGGCGGCGGUGGAUACCCGGGCGGCGGCGGCGGGUACCCCGGCGGAGGGCGUUGCAGAUACGGUUGCUGCGGCGGGCGCGGGUACUACGGAGGUUGCCGCCGUUGCUGCGCUUAUAAGGGGGAGGCGGUGGGUGCGGCUAAGCCUUAAAGGAGUUAAAGCCAACUAUAAAAUUAUAAUGCUGUUGUGCAUGGCGCAAAUAAAAGUUUGUGCCACGUAGUUAUUUGGGCAAUGAUAUUAAUUAAAAAGCUCCAUAUGUCACAAAGUUAUGUGUGUAUUGGUGCUAAAAAGUUCUCCUAAGAAUAUAAUAAUGGAGACUCUUAUGUGUAACAAUAAUGCAGUGAUGUUAUU
Molecule: messenger RNA, 688 nt
Organism: Cuscuta campestris
Lineage: Eukaryota; Viridiplantae; Streptophyta; Magnoliopsida; Solanales; Convolvulaceae
Source: the annotation of a GenBank genome assembly